Messenger RNA from Penaeus monodon (black tiger shrimp), 945 nucleotides. Its product is annotated as putative leucine-rich repeat-containing protein DDB_G0290503. The transcript is spliced from 7 exons. The coding region runs from base 1 to 945 and encodes 314 amino acids. The record is from RefSeq and is a predicted model, not a curated record. NCBI's taxonomy places the organism in Eukaryota, Metazoa, Arthropoda, Malacostraca, Decapoda, Penaeidae.
AUGGAUCUCGUAAUUUUACAAGAGAAAGUUUCUGAGACAAAAGAUCUUGCAAUUCAAGCUCUUCAGUUUGAGAACCAGAAGCUUAAGCAACAGCAGCAGGCUUCACCACAAAAUGUAUCUCCAGUGAGAAGAAGGCCCCUGGAUCAGUACAAAUUGAAGAUAAUGGAAUACCAGUCAGCCCUCAAUCAGCGUGACCAGGUGAUAGGCACGCUACAAACAAGGCUGGCAGAAUUGGUGCAACAGCGAGAUGAGGCCUUAACAGAUGCAGCGCAACAGACAGAUAAUUUUGGAAGGGAGGUGGAAACACUAAAGUUACAGCUGCAAGAAGCAACUGAUGCCUUGUCCAAGAAGUGGGUGACAGGAGUAAAUCCUCGGGAACAUCUGGUGCUAAAGAAUAAGUUAAUAGCCGUCCAACAGACUAUAGAUCAGGAUCGCCAGUUUUUAGAGGAAAUGACUAGGCAGCUGACGGACAAAACAGACCGAUGUAAUUUAGUCGAACACAAAUACAAGCAGUGUUUACAAAAAUACAAGCAAUUGCAAAUUGAUAAUGAAGACUUGAAAAGUAAGAACAAGAUUGGUGAAGGAAAUCUAGCACAUUUAGAAGAGGAAAAGAAAAAAGUGGAAGAAAAACUUGCUGAGGCAAAUGAGAGAAUUGCAUCACUCUCUAAGGAACAAAAACAAACGGUUUCAGAAAUUCAAAAUCUUAUGGGGAAGCUGACAGGAUGUACAGUUGACUUCGCAGCAGCUAGAAGAGCACAGAGACAUGAACACCUUCAGAGGAUAUUUCAAGGCGCAAGAAUCACUGACACAGAAAUGGCCAAAAUAAAUGAACAUCGUGGCUUUGAAAACUGGCAGCAAGAAGACCAUCACUCACUUAUGGAGAAAAAGCUUCGGUUUAAUGCAGGAACUGCCUACAUUGAACUGAAUGCAGAGUUAGUAGCUUGA